UGGGUACGGAUGAUUGCCGCGGCAAACCGCAAAUUGACGGAUUUAGUGUGAGCAUUGUUUACUGUGAGUUGUGUUAUCUCGGUGAAAUGCCUCAAAAAUAUUAUCCCAGACUUUCGUAUUAAUUAUCUCUAUAAUAAAACAAUCAUUACGAACAUUAUUAUUUCGUGUUAUCAGUGAACUUACAGUGUUAUAUUCGUUGUUUCAAAUCGUGCUUACAUAAUGACCCUGUCCCAAACAUAUGAUCCUUGUCAAAAUAAAGCAGAAAGGUUUCGGUAUCGCUAUGUUUUGGAUUAAAACGAUAAGUAAAUAAAUGUGCUAAACUUCUUCCGCUUCUGAAUCUGUCGUUUUUUGAUCAGAUACCAAUUUCCAUUUAUCGUCUGCUUUAUUAAAUGAAAUUAAUCAAAAUGUGAUCAGUGUCUUUUGCGAAAUAUAUUGCUCUUGUAAUGACUUCAGAACAGAAAAAUAAUCGUCUGUUUUAUUGAACGAAAUUUUAACAAAAUGUGAUCUGUGUCUUUUGCAAAAGAUAUUGCUGUCGUGUAAUGACUUCUGAACAGAAAAAUAUAAUCAAUAAACCGACUAUCAAAUUAGAAAAUAGUGAAAUAAUAAAAACCAGUGAUGAGCGUUUGGAUAAAUGUUGUGACUCGCCCGUUUUGUUGGCGGGAAAUAAACAACAAAUCUUGCCAAAUAAUAACCACGAAAAUGAUGUCAAUAAGUUGACCAUGGGAGGCCCGAAAUCUCCUCGUAUAGACAUACCUAAUGCACAGCAACGUAAUAUCCACCAACUGUCCGGUAAUUCAUUGGCCAGUGAAGACCGAAGUAGUGUAUCAGAAGAAGGUAGUAGUGAAAAUUUAGUUUAUUUUGAUUGGUCUUUAUCUCAAUCUAAAGACGAUGGAAGUGGUAGUUUUCGCAAUCAAGCUCAGCGACCAAAAUCAGUGUCAUUCCAUACUGCUUCCAGUCUUCCUUUAGAAAAUAAAAUUUCUAAUGCUAUUGAUUGUGUAAAGUAUAUGGCCAUUGGAAGCAGUUUAAUCAAAGUUCGGCCCAGUGCUCGGCAGUAUAGACGGUACUUUAGCCUGGAACUACAUCCUGAAGAUUAUGCUCUCAAAUGGGUACCUUCUUCCAAAAAAUCUUCUAAAGCAAGAAUUUUAGUUAGAUCAAUGAAAGAAGUCAGAAUAGGCAGAACAACAGAUGUUUUGAGAAGCAAGGAAAUUUGCUGGACGUACUCAGAAGAUUGUGCUUUUUCAAUAAUAUAUAAUGACACUUUUGAAUCAUUAGAUUUAAUUGCAUCAUCUCCUGAGGAAGCUAAUAUAUGGGUUACUGGGCUAAAUCUACUUAUAAAUGCUACUAAAUCUCCUGAUUCCUUAGAUGAAACUCAGAAGAUGAGAGAAAAAUGGCUAAGAGAAGUUUUUGAUCAGGCGGAUACUGAUCAAAAAGGUGUUAUCAGCAAGGGAGAUGCCAUAUCAUUAAUGACCAGUAUUAAUAGUGCUUUGAGCACUGAUCGCCUGCAUCAAAAGUUCAUGGAGUUUGAUCAAGGUAAACAAGGAGAAGAUAGGGGUCGAAUUGACCAAAGUGCAUUUGUAAACCUCUUCACUGAAACAUCAACAAGAAAGGAAAUUAGUUUUUUAUUAAUUAGGUUUUCUGGUAAAGACUAUUUAACACUUGAAGAUCUUCAUUUAUUUCUUGAAGGAGAACAAGGAAUGAUGAAUGUUACUACUGACAAAUGCUUAAAAAUCAUUGAGCAAUAUGAGCCAUCUGAAGAAGCUCGUAAAAAUAAGCAGAUUCUAAUUGAUGGUUUUACAUUGUUCCUUUUAUCUGAUUACUGUGAUAUUUUUGAUCCUAUUCACCAAAGAGUUUGCCAAGAAAUGACUCAUCCGUUUCCCCAUUAUUUUAUAUCGUCAUCUCACAAUACCUACCUUUUAGAAGAUCAAUUAAAGGGUCCCUCAAGCAUAGAAGGCUACAGCUCUGCUCUUAAACUGGGUUGUCGCUGUUUAAAAGUGGAUUGCUGGGAUGGACUGGAAGGGCCAGUGGUUUACCACGGAAACACAUUGACAUCAAAAAUUCCACUUGAAGAUGUAUUGGAUACCAUCCUAGAAUUCGCUUUUGUCACUUCUCCGUAUCCACUCAUAAUUCAUCUAGAAAAUCAUUGCAAUCUAGAGAAUCAAGAAAAAGUCACAUCACUAUUUAUAAAAGUUUUUGGGGACAAUUUGUAUAUGCCAAGUAAAGAUGGAUCUUUCAAAAUUUCCAGUAUGUCUCCUGAGCAUCUGAAAGGAAAAAUUAUUAUAAAAGGUAAAAAACUAUCUCCAAACUUGUCUGAACCUGUUGGAGAUGUAUCUGAUGAAGAUGAAUACCAAGAGUGUACCAGCAGUAAAACUAUGCUGAAAAAAAUCAAGCUCUGUCGAUCUUUAUCUGAUCUUGUCACUUUAACGCGAAUACGAUUUUGGGAUAUUGAACUACCUGAAGAAAUACAACGGCUGGCAGAUGUUUCUUCCUUUUCUGAAAACAUGGCUUCUAAGCUGGCUCAGUGCUCGGCCGAAGAGAUGGUGAACCACAACAAACGGUACCUCACUCAUGUCUUUCCAAACAGUAACCGUGUGGAUAGCAGUAACUAUAAUCCUUUAGAGUUUUGGAGCGUUGGUUGUCAGUUAGUUGCUAUGAAUUAUCAGACUGCUGGACUUAUGAUGGAUAUUUACCAGGGUUGGUUUCUUCAGAAUGGAAAUUGUGGGUAUACCCUCAAACCUUCUUUUCUUCGGAACAAUAUGUGCUUGUAUUCAGGUGGAUGUUCCAAAGACCCACUCCCUGGUGUUGAACCAACAGUUCUUUCUCUCAAAAUUAUAAGCGCUCAACAACUUCCCCAACCAAAAGGUGCAUCAGCUAAAGCCACAUCAAUAGACCCUUAUGUUGUCGUCCAAAUUCACGGAAUGGCUGUUGAUUGCGCAGAAGUUCGAACUAGGACUCAUGAAGGUCAUUCUCCUGUUUUCAAUGAAAGUUUCGAAUUUACAGUUACAGUUCCUGAACUAGCACUAUUGAGGAUAGCGGUUUUGGAUGAUGAAUUUAUCGGGGAUGAUUUUAUUGGUCAAUAUAGUAUUCCUCUAACUUGCUUAAGGAAAGGCUAUCGUCAUUUAAGGCUUCUAUCCAACAAUGGGGAUCCUUUGUACAAUACUACAGUUUUUGUGUACAUAAACAUGACUACCAGAUCUGAGAAGCAGAGAAAUAAAAGGAAAAAGCCUUGGCUGAAUAUGAAAUUUGUUGGUAUCAAACAACCUGAUGAUGUGUUUAAGAAUGCUAGCAAUCACCUAGCUGAAGCCUAUAAAAUGCGAAUUGAUGAAGAGCAAGCCACUCUAGACCUUUGCAAAGAAUGUGGCUUAUCAGAUAGUGCAAAUAUUGUUCAGUGUUUACGAGUACUAUCAUUGCGCAUGGCUAGCUGCACUGCAAUUACCAGUUGGGAGAUUGAAAAUAUCAGCAAUCAACCUGCCGUAAGAGUAUGUGGUGAACUUACUCCAAGCCUGUCUAAAGUUGUUUCACUUUUAGAAAAAGUUUUGAUGGAAUAUAAUUACAUAAAAAAGAAUGCAUCUGACACUCUAAAAAUU
Messenger RNA from Parasteatoda tepidariorum (common house spider), 3584 nucleotides. RefSeq names its product inactive phospholipase C-like protein 2. Gene Ontology annotation, molecular function: phosphatidylinositol-4,5-bisphosphate phospholipase C activity; calcium ion binding. The record is from RefSeq and is a predicted model, not a curated record. Gene Ontology annotation, biological process: regulation of synaptic transmission, GABAergic; phosphatidylinositol metabolic process; release of sequestered calcium ion into cytosol. NCBI's taxonomy places the organism in Eukaryota, Metazoa, Arthropoda, Arachnida, Araneae, Theridiidae.